Trypanosoma theileri is the source of this 1152-nucleotide messenger RNA. RefSeq names its product mannose-1-phosphate guanyltransferase. The coding region runs from base 1 to 1152 and encodes 383 amino acids. Gene Ontology annotation, cellular component: cytoplasm. NCBI's taxonomy places the organism in Eukaryota, Euglenozoa, Kinetoplastea, Trypanosomatida, Trypanosomatidae. Gene Ontology annotation, biological process: cell wall mannoprotein biosynthetic process; GDP-mannose biosynthetic process. The record is from RefSeq and is a predicted model, not a curated record. The transcript has a single exon. Gene Ontology annotation, molecular function: GTP binding; mannose-1-phosphate guanylyltransferase (GTP) activity.
AUGUCUGAAGAAGGAAAAUCUGCUAAAUCUGCCAAAGGAAUGCGGGCUGUCAUUCUGGUUGGGGGAUAUGGAACUCGUCUUCGUCCGCUUACCCUGACAAUGCCAAAACCCCUUGUACCAUUUUGUAACAAACCAAUGAUUGUGCACCAGGUAGAGGCUUUACGUGAUGCUGGAGUAACCGAAGUUAUUUUGGCAGUUGCCUACCGUUCUGAUAAAAUGAAAGAGGUCAUGGAUUACUGGUCCAAAGAGCUUGGAGUAUCUUUCGUCUUUUCUGUUGAAGACGAGCCCCUCGGUACUGCUGGACCUUUGGCUCUUGCUCGCGAUAUCCUUCUUCAGGAUGAUCAACCGUUUUUUGUUUUGAAUGCAGAUGUAACUUGCAGAUUUCCGCUUCGUGAACUUCUCUCAUUUCAUUUGAAGAACGGAAGGGAAGGUACAAUUGCAGUUACCAAGGUCUCAGAGUGGCAAAAAUACGGCGUCGUUGUUUUUGAUGAAUCAACUGGUAUUAUUGAUCAGUUUGUGGAAAAACCUAAGAAUUUUGUGGGUGAUAAAAUAAAUGCUGGUAUCUACAUAUUAAAUAAGAGUGUCCUUAAUCGAAUCAAACUUGAGAAGACCUCUAUUGAAACACAAGUAUUUCCCCAAAUGGCCAGCGCCAAACAACUUUCCGCAUUUAACCUCGAAGGUUUCUGGAUGGACAUUGGUAUUCCAAGGGACUAUAUUGACGGCAUCGGUAAAUAUCUUCAAUCACUUAAUGGUUCCCCAAAAGAAUCUGAAGAACUCUUUCUUGUUGGUAACACAAAACGUACAAAUAACUUUACUGUGGAGGGUUCUGUUAUGAUCCAUCCUACGGCAAAAAUUGGUGAAGGCUGUUGUAUUGGUCCAUUUGUCACAAUUGGUCCAGGCUGUGUUAUUGGACCAGCCUGUCGUAUUAAACGUUCUGCCAUCUUUGAAAACAGCACUAUAGGCGGAGCCUCUUUGAUUGACUCAAGUAUAAUUGGUUGGAGCGGAAGGGUGGGUCCCUGGUGCCGUAUCGUAAAUAAUACUGUUCUGGGGGAGGACGUGGAGGUAAAAGAAGAGUUGUUCCUAAAUGGAAUAAAGGUAUUACCAAAUAAAACAAUUUCACAGAGCUACAUGGAGCCAGAGGUGGUCAUGUGA